AUGGAGCCGGGGGCCAAGGUCACUGGCAAACUUCUCAAUAUCUUGAUCACCAUAGCAUCGACCUGCGGCUUCGUCCUCUUCGGCUACGACAAUGCGCUCUUCUCCGGUCUGAUCAUUUCGCCAUGGUUUCUUCGCACUUUCGAUGACCCCAAUGCCAGCCUCUUGGGGACAAUCUCAGCUACCUAUAACUUGGGCGGAUUUGCAGGUGCCGUGAUCGCGUUCUUCAUUGGAAAUGUACUCGGACGGAGAAGAACCAUUCUUACUGGCAUUGCGAUCACUACCAUCGGUGCUGUUCCAUUCGCUGCGGCUACCAACUUGGCGCAGCUCACCGCAGGGAGAACGGUAUGCGGUGUUGGAGUAGGGAUCAUGUCAUCGACUGUUGGCCUUUGGCAGGCAGAGACCGUCCCAGCUCGAGCCAGAGGCGCCUACCUAGUUGGACAGUUGCUGUAUGGCGCUACUUUGGGCUUGUUCCUCGCGCAGUGGAUCAACUACGGGUUCUACAACGUAAGGACGAGAGUUGCCUUUGCCUUCCCGGUGGCAUUUCAGGUUGUCUUUCUCUUGAUAUCGACAUUGCUGGUCCUAGGUCUCCCGGAGUCUCCGCGGUGGCUUGUAAAGAAAGGUCGCAACAACGAGGCAAUGGAAGUGCUGACUCGUCUGACUGGCCAAGACGAUGCCCAAGAGAGGCUGCAGCAGAUUGUCGAAGUCGAUGCUUUGGAAAAGAAUGUCAACAAGAGCCGAUAUCAAGCUCUGUUCACCAAUGGUCCGACGCAGAACUUUAGGCGGCUGUGCCUUGCCGUUGGCGUUAUGAUAAUGCACCAGCUGGCAGGCCCAAACACCGUCACCUACUACUUACCACGACUGCUGAUCACCUUCAUCGGAGCCUCACGUAAAGAAGCCCUUUGGAUCUCCGGCCUUAGCUCAGUCGACUCAGCCUCCGCAACGCUCGUCGCCAUCUUCACAGUCGAUCGAUUCGGGAGAGUGCCAUACAUGCUCUGGGGGGCUGUCGCACAAGCAAUCAUGUUUGUCAUCAUCGCUUCGCUGCUGGGGACUGCACCGCCAGGGAACAAAUCCUUUGGUGUUGCAGCAGUCGUCAUGCUGUUCGUGUACUAUUGGAUCAAUUCGCUGUGCUGGUUAGGGCAGUCUUGGGCUUAUCCGGCUGAGGUGUUGCCGCUCCAGAUUCGCGAGCAGGGCCUUGCCAUCGGUAACAUGUUUUACUGGCUGUUCCAGUUCAUGAUGGUGGAGAUUACGCCAAUCGCUGUCAAGAACAUUUAUUACAAGUUCUAUGUCAUCUUGGCCGCCUUCAAUGUCUGCAUGGCGAUCAUCGUAUGGCUGCUGUAUCCGGAGACGGCGAAGCUGAGUUUGGAGGAGCUGGACCUCUUCUUUCACGAGGAGGGAAGUGUCGGGGUCAAGAUCGAAGGGGAAGCAUUGUGA
Messenger RNA from Zasmidium cellare ATCC 36951, 1431 nucleotides. RefSeq lists its product as uncharacterized. Lineage: Eukaryota; Fungi; Ascomycota; Dothideomycetes; Mycosphaerellales; Mycosphaerellaceae. The record is from RefSeq and is a predicted model, not a curated record. Bases 1 to 1431 code for a protein of 476 amino acids. Gene Ontology annotation, biological process: transmembrane transport; carbohydrate transport. Gene Ontology annotation, molecular function: carbohydrate:proton symporter activity. The transcript has 5 exons. Gene Ontology annotation, cellular component: membrane.